AUGACAGUCACUGAAUCAUAUUUGCAAAUUUCUGAAUAUUUUGACAUUAAUGAGACGUCCUGGGGAGGACGGGCAUGCUUCAGUAAAAGAGAUCUUAACAAUGGGCAAGUUGUGUUAGAAGUUGAAGAUUGCAUGGGAACAUCCAUUGAUUAUGAUUUUCGUAAGGAGGUCUGUCAUUACUGUUAUAAGUACAAUAAUGGGAAAUCGAUGAAAGUUAAAAUUUCCUUUAACGAUUUACAAGAUUGCUUGUAUGAGUUUCCACAGCUCGCUACUUACAAAGCAAAAUUUAAAGGAGCCGGACUCUGGUUUUGUUGCGAUACAUGCCGUGAUAAAUAUUUAAGCAUCCAUAAUAUUACUGAACUUAUAGAAUCCUAUGAGAUACUGUUAGAAUCGUUUAUGCGCAUGAUAAAGAAUAAGAGCCUUCUAGAAGAGCAGGAACAAGAUUACAAUGGCAUAACGAUCACGAAGGAAUAUAUAGACAACACCUGGGAAGAUAUAACGACUCGAUGGAUACCUAUGGUAAGAAAAACGAAAGCCACAAAAAGAGCGAAAUUCCUACCGCAAAUUUCCGAAGAUGAAUACAACUGUUGUCGAUUUGUUAGUGAAACGCUAUUCCGAAUAAAGCAUCUGGAUCCUGGCUCAGAUACAUUAGAAGCAUUCCAUAACCUCCAGUCGAAUGAAUUAUCAAAAAUACAGAAAUUUCCAGUUUUGCUCAACUUUCAAGUCUUGGUCUUUAAGACUCUAUUUGUUUUAUUACCAGACAAUUUAAAAAACUCCCUCACUGUUCAAGCGUUCAGGCAUAUUUUAGGCAGCGAAUACGGGAAUGCUUUUGGAAUUUGGCAAGAUACUGAAGCUGUGGAUAGCAGAGAAUACUUUGGUUAUUGGGUUUUCCCUAAAGCAUCCUAUUUCAAUCAUUCAUGUGACCCCAAUAUAACAAAAACCAGAAUAGAUAGAAAAAUGGUAUUCACACUUAAUAGAGAUGUGGCAUGUGGAGAAGAGCUAAACAUCGACUAUUCAGGUGUAUUAGAUUUGCCUGUUGAUCGUCGACAGAAAUUCCUUUUUGAGAAUUGGUUUUUUGUAUGUGGUUGUAAUAGAUGUAAUUCAGAUUUGAAGCUUGUCCAUUAA
Molecule: messenger RNA, 1125 nt
Organism: Nakaseomyces glabratus
Lineage: Eukaryota; Fungi; Ascomycota; Saccharomycetes; Saccharomycetales; Saccharomycetaceae
Gene: SET6
Product: Set6p
Cellular component (GO): nucleus
Molecular function (GO): protein binding
Source: RefSeq, a predicted model, not a curated record